AUGCUGGGCCUCAGACCGCGGUCGAAUUGCCCCUCGGCACCAUCUUGCUACCGCCUCUUCCCAGUCUCAUCAUCAUCUUCACCUGCACCUUUACCAUCUUCAUCCCAAAUCCGUUCGGAGCCAACCACUCAGACAUCUCCUCUGCUGCGUCUCCCUGGCGAGAUCCGCAAUCAGAUCUACCAGCACCUGCUUGUCCUCCCGGAGCCUGUCCACAUCUACAGGAGAAGCGAUGCUCAGGGGGAAUCAGAUGAUGGCGUUUCGCUCCAUCAGAGCCUGGUCUCCCUCUUCCUGACCUGCCGCCAGGUCUACCUCGAGGCCAGCUCGGUCUUCUACUCUCAGAACAAGUUCGUCCUUCCGGCCGACUCGUCUGCCGCGCCACACCAGGUUCAGGCCAACUUCCUCUUCCGCUGGUUCCUUGACUGCAUCGGCCCUCGCAACUCGGCCUUCCUUCGUCAUCUGGCCGUCCCCUUCCCAGUGGACCCAUACGCUCUCAUCCAAUCUCACCUGUCCCCCAACAAGGAGAUGGACAGUGCUCUGCAGACACUGAUCCCUGCCCUCCAGAGGCGCUGCCCUAACCUCGAGACACUCGAGUUUGACGUCCGCUGCAACAACCACUGGCUGCGCUUGCUCCACCCUCACACCUCCACCAUCUCAUCCAUGUUCAGCCAGCUCGAUGAUACCCUACGCUCAUCCUUCCCUCGCUUGAGGCACAUUGGCCUGUGCUUGACUGGCCCCACCCGGGAGUACACCUGGACUCUCUAUGGUGACAGCACUAGUAUGGAGAUGCCUGAGGAAGAGUAUGAGUGGCUCCGGCAGGUCAUUGAACAAGAACAUGGCUGGGAGCUGAAAGUUGCCGAGUCCGAGCUGGAGACAGUUUUUGGUUCGGAUAUUGAGAGCGAGCUUGGAUACACUCACCGCAGACGCACUCCAACUGGGUGGUCUACCCUCUGGCUCCCCAAGACUCCAAGGGAUCCCACUGCCGCUCUAUAUGAACGGCCCGAGACGGCCAGCAUCCUCCCGGACGACACCUUCUCCUCAAAGGUCAGAUUUGCCCGUAUCUGGAUCAGGUCUCCCAGCCGGGCUACCCAGAGCCGUGAGGAUCUUGAGGAGUGGCUCCAAUGGAAGGAGACCAUGCUUGCCCAAGCUGGCCCCGGAGUGGGACUUCACACAUCAUACUGUUUUGGCAGCAGGCACAGUCUUGUACCCGCGGAAACCUCCAAGAGGAAAUUGGAAAAGCUCGCAAGCAAACUGCGCAGCAUUGUAGCUUUCUGA
Thermochaetoides thermophila DSM 1495 is the source of this 1272-nucleotide messenger RNA. RefSeq lists its product as uncharacterized. NCBI's taxonomy places the organism in Eukaryota, Fungi, Ascomycota, Sordariomycetes, Sordariales, Chaetomiaceae. The record is from RefSeq and is a predicted model, not a curated record. The transcript has a single exon. The coding region runs from base 1 to 1272 and encodes 423 amino acids.